Vombatus ursinus (common wombat) is the source of this 3575-nucleotide messenger RNA. RefSeq names its product solute carrier family 9 member C2 (putative) (gene SLC9C2). Gene Ontology annotation, cellular component: membrane. The coding region runs from base 1 to 3561 and encodes 1186 amino acids. Gene Ontology annotation, molecular function: sodium:proton antiporter activity. NCBI's taxonomy places the organism in Eukaryota, Metazoa, Chordata, Mammalia, Diprotodontia, Vombatidae. Gene Ontology annotation, biological process: proton transmembrane transport. The transcript is spliced from 28 exons. The record is from RefSeq and is a predicted model, not a curated record.
AUGUUGAAUGUCCAAGUUACAGUGACUGAUUACAUCAGAUUUCGCACUGGGAUUGGAAAAGCAGAGGGAAAAAUGAAUCUCUCCCGAACUAAGGAUAUUCCGCUUCCUGAUUUACUCUGUGGGAGGCCAGAUAGAGUUACCUCGAAGGAGCCACAUUUUAUGCUGCUGCUGUUUUCCAUCAUUUUUGUGUCAGGAAUGUUGAGGGUUUUAUUAAAGAAGUAUGAACCAGCUAUCCUGACAAGUCUUUCUCUUUUGGGAUUUUGCAUAGGACUCCUGGGCCGUGAAUUUAAUCAGAUGCAACAACUUCUCUACCCUCUUCUAAAAACAAGUAAUUACGUAUUUUUAAAUGCUUUCUUACCAUUAAUGACCUUUAUGGCUGCUUUAGAAAUGGAUUUUUAUAUACUCAAGAACAUAUUUUGGCAGAUCUUAAUAACUGGAAUUACAAGCUUUGCUGCAGCUUUCAUUUUAAUUGGAUACAUUGUUAUGAAAUUCAAUAAGGACAAAUGGGAUAUUCAAUCUUGCAUACUCUUUAGUAUUACUAUUGGCAUUACAGAUCCUCUUCAAUCUGUGAAUCCCUUGAAAACGAUAGGUGUUUCCAAGAUAUUAAUUGAUAUUAUUAGAGGAGAAUCAUUGAUCAACUGUGGUAUCAGUAUUAUAAUUUUUGGGACUGUUAGAAAUUUUGGAAAAUGGACUUCAGUGUUCAAAGAGUUAUACACAAUAGGAGGUAUGAUUAUAGAGAUUAUUGGAAGUCUCAUAGUGGGAUCGUGGAGUGCAAAAAUCAUCCAAUACAUGCUGGCAGACAUAUUUGGUGAUACAGUGAAUAAUGUCAUUCUUUGCUUCUCAACAGUAUACUUGACUUUCUAUAUUGCUGAAUUUCUGGGACUUUCAGGCGUUGUUGCUCUAAUUGCUCUUGGGCUCCUUUUAGAUUCCUUAAGCUUUAGGCCAGGGAUUGAUAUCACAAUUUCUAAGUUCUUAUUCAUGCUGUCAUUUUCAUGCCAAUCUUUCAUAUUCACUUUCAUUGGCAUUGUGAUUGGGUGUGAAGAUGUUAGGCACUUGGAAUUUCACAACGUAACUUUCAUCAUAAUAUUAUUUGUAACAGUGAAUGUUACAAGGAUGAUAACUAUUCUGCUAGUAAGCCCUAUAUUUCUACAUUCUUAUUGUGAAUUCAAUUGGAGGUGGGGAAUUAUUAUCAUCUGGUCUGGCAUUAAGGGAUCUUUCAGCUUAAUCCUGGCUCCUGAUAUCCAUAACUUGAAUGAAGAAAAAGUAGAAUUACCACAAAUGUUUCUAAUCUAUGUACUGGCCAUAUCUGUAUUGAGUAUGCUGAUAAAUUCAACCAUGGUGACUCACUCAGCGAUGACAUUAGGUCUUUGUGUUAUUUCCCUCCCAAGACAACUGGCAAUGCAAAAUGCCAUUCUACACAUACAAGAGGUGAUAGAGAAUGCAAUUAUAUUAUCUAAAACAGAAAACAUUUUGACAAAUAUUAUUUGGUCCACAGUAGAAGAAAAAACCAAGAUUGAUUACUCUAAUAUUGUGCCUAUUGAUCAUUUUUCUGAAAAUACUGAAAAAAAUGAUUUAUCUCCAACAGAUGAAGAUUUAAUGGAAGAGGCCAGAUUGCAUGUAGCUAUAAUACAGAUGAGUAGUUUUGAAACGCAGUAUAAAGACGGAAGCCUCACAGAAGCAGCAGCUCGGAUAUUAAUUGGAGCAUCCAAAAACUAUGGGACUGUCCAAGGAAAAUUCAUGAGUAUUCAUGAUGUCUCAACUUAUGUAAAAGCUAGAAGCUGGCUUAUGAAAGUUAAAAAAAUAUUAGUUUUUUUGUCAUAUCAUAAAGACAAGGUGCACUUUCUCCCAACUGGGAAGUCUAUAUUUAGGGCUUUUAUAUAUGAAAUUGUAUUUUCAGAUGAGUUUCAGUAUACAGGAUACAUUGUCACAAUAUUAUACGUCUAUCCCAUGAUAAUACAUCUAUGGCCAACUGUAAGAGAUUCCUAUGUGGGGGGACUGAUAAUCGUAAACUACUAUUUUGUUUUCUUGUGCAUAAUAGAAGCAACACUAAAGAUAAUAAUUAUGAAAAACAAAUAUUUUCAUCACAGUUGGAACCAUCUGGAAUUUUGCGUCAUCAUUUUUGGACUCAUCGAUAUCAUUUGCUUACACUUAGUCAGACAGAAACCAAGAGAUAUUAUCCUAAUUCAAUGUUCGGUAAUAUUAGGAUUUUUAAGAAUAAUAAGAUUUCUUCGUAUUUUUAAGAUGUUGCUACCAACACUGAUAAAUGUAACUGAAGAACAGAUCAAAAAACGCCUUAGCUUGAUGUAUUGUAUUACAAAGGGCUAUAUCCAAAGUCAAGAGGAUACAAAACUGUUAAUUAAACAGAUUUCUACUCGAGAAUCCAUAUUUCAGCAACUUUAUGAAAUUUUGGAAAGGAACAAGCGUGAAGCUGUCAAAGAGCUAGGCCUGAUAGAACGUGAGUGCCGAGAAGUUGUCAUUGCCUUAAAAACCAAGCAAGCCAUCCGGAAUGUGCUUGGUAAGGCGCUGAAAAAUCUAAGAUUCCUUUGGUCGAGGGGCAUAAUUGAUAAAAUUGAAGGAAGCAAGAUGAACAAGCUAUUUCUUGCCAAAAUAAAAUCGCUGAACAACUUUCCAAUGACGAUCCCUCCCCCUACUCCUGAGAAGUUCCUUCACAAUAUUGUUUGGCUGGAGAAUAAAGAUGUUCUCAUUGAAUUCUUUAAGGAAAAAGCCCAACUUGCUUGUUUUGACUAUGGAGAUAUCAUAUGUAAAGAGGGUGAAAUGCCACAAGGAAUUUAUUUGAUUAUUUCAGGAAUGUCAAGCCUAAAUGGCUCAUUUCUUCAUUUUGGGAUUCAUCCUAAGCUGAGAGCAGAGGCAAAAUUACCCGCAACAUUUACAGAAUACGUCACGAGUGGCGAUAUAAUAGGAGAAUUGAGUUGUCUGCUUAAAAGAGAAAUGGGUUAUACAGCUACCUGUGAAACCAUUUUGCAGGCCUGCUUUAUCUCUCUAGAAGAUUUAUAUGAAGGUUUUGAUGUAUUUUGGUCAUUCUUAGAAGACAAAGUGUGGGUGAAAGUUGCACUCAACAUAGCAAAUCAAUAUAUAAAGGCGGGUAUAAUGGGUGAGGAAUUAACAUAUCAGAGGUAUUUAGAAGAAAAUAAUAUGUACAUGGAAAAUUUAUCAAGCUAUAGUGAGCUGUCUAUUUAUGAUGAGACUAUACAAUAUGUUCUCAUUGUAUUUGGAAGUGUGAUUAAUGUUGUUACUGAGGAACCGUAUUUUGCCCCCAGCUUAAUACCUCCAUCAUGUUUUCAGAUUCAAGGUACAUCUGAUAUAAACAAACUGCUGAUUGUACGAAAAGAAGACGCUUCUUUGAAAAAUGAGAGUUUAGAAAAGCAGUGCUUUGAUCCUGAGAAAUGCCACCAAUAUUGUAGGAGAUUUAUAGACGAGAAAAGGAUCUCUACAAUUACCCUGAACUGGAGAAGCCAGACAACCUGCUGUGAGAACAGGACCACAACCAGACCAGAGUGGUAUCCAGACAACUCUAUGACUAGAGCUAUACCAAAAUUUUAAUGAGUCAGAACCCC